Lottia gigantea (owl limpet) is the source of this 736-nucleotide messenger RNA. RefSeq lists its product as hypothetical. Lineage: Eukaryota; Metazoa; Mollusca; Gastropoda; Lottiidae. The coding region runs from base 92 to 736 and encodes 214 amino acids. Gene Ontology annotation, molecular function: GTP binding; GTPase activity. The record is from RefSeq and is a predicted model, not a curated record. The transcript has 5 exons.
UUUAACUAGAAUAGAUGUCUGAGGAAAAUGGUGAAUAAAGAGGAAGAGGUUUAAUUGAAGCAUAUCUGUACAUUACAAAUCAAAACUUGAUAUGAAUAGUUCGACAGGAUUAGCAGAAACGUCGCCAACGGGAAGCGGCUCCACUCUCAGACCGUACCUUCGAAGAAAAAAAUCUUCACUUGGGGAAACCAAAAUAGCCGUAGUGGGAGCAUCAGGUGUAGGGAAAAGUGCAUUGGCAGUAAGAUUUUUAACAAAAAGAUUCAUUGGUGAAUACGAUCAAUCUAAUGAUGCCAAAUAUAAAUGUACAACCAAUAUUGAUGGUGAAACUGUUGCCUUCGAGUUAUUAGAUACCAGAUGCAAUAAUGAUGAUAAUGGGACAAGAGAUGAUGUAUUAAGAUGGGCUGAUGGGUUUAUGUUAGUUUAUUCGGUGACUAGUAGAAAAUCAUUUGAUGCUCUGACAGAGAUACAGAAGAAGAUAGAAGAAACCAAGAAAGCCGGUCAUGUUCCAAUCAGUGUCGUAGGAAAUAAGUCAGAUUUAGCUCAUAUCCGCCAGGUAACACAAGAUGAAGGAUCCAAAUUGGCUACUGAGUUUGGUUGUUCAUUUCAAGAAGUUUCAGCUUCAGAAGAUGUGGUUGCUGUCACAGAAGCUUUUCAUGUGUUAUGUAAGGAAGUUGUAGAGUUUAAAAGAAGAUCUAGAACUUUUCUGGAUAGGGUUUUCGGUCUGAAAAAAUCAUGA